UUAUGGCUUCUUUAAUUGACCCCAUUAAAUUGAAGUUCACAAAGCCACACAAGAAUCGGACUAUCAUAAUCAGAAUGCAUGUAUUAGCUAACAAAUCUAAUCAACCUUUUGACUUAUAGUGGAUUAGCUGCUUUCCCAGCUCAUAGCAAAUCAUUAUCAAUGAGAAGCCAUUGAACAAUGCUAGGAAAUGGGAGACUUUUUCAUCCCGGAAUUCUAGUGCAUGAUGGACCCUUUGGAAUAACUCUUUAAAGGAGUUGGGACUGACCUCCAUUCAAUCUCACCACUGGUGACUCUAGAGUUUACAACAAACUAUAUUUAAGAACAUUCCAUUAGCAUUCUGCAAGAUACCUCCUCUCUUGCUAAUCACCAUUUUCUAUCCUCAUUAACUAGCUGUCUCUCCAUUCAACUAUUCCGAGAAAAAGCCUCAUGCAUUGGCUGUCAAGCCACCUGUUCCAACCUACCAUAAUCAAGUUCAUGAGUGUUAACAUGCAUCAAAUUUACUCAGAAAGUAACAAAGCAUAGUCAAUUAUGAUUGAAGAUGCCUGAAUACUUGAUACCUGCCCAUUGUGUUGGUCAGUGGGCACCAUCAGUGUAGUCUGGAGCAGUUCAUUUCCAGUGAAACUAUUACUUCAAGUAUCAUCUUGGUGAAUGCACAAUUCUGAAGUAUCCAAAUGGAUCUCACUUGGUCCAUGGCAGUGACAGGUCUACAAACUUUUAAAUCCUCCAAUACUUACAAUGUUAACAGUUUUGAUAACUUGCAGCUGAUUGAUCAUGGAGAAGGUCAUUAUUGUUUCUUUGUAGAGCUUUGGAGAUGAGCAAGUCCAGAACAGCACUGACUACUGCCUCAGCAACAAUGAGUGACAGUCGGGAGCAACACCUGGUAACUUGUGAUAAAUAAUGGCAAAUAUUUUCUGGAUUAAUAUGUUUCGUUAUCUAGUGGCAUUGCUUUUAAAAAAGACAAAUGAUCACAAUAAUCAAUCCCAAAUGCAUCAUUCAAGUAAAUUUAUAUUUUGAAUUUUUGGAUGUCAUAUUUGGUGUUUUAUCAACAUGUAUUCAUUGCCAUCUCGACUAAUAUAUAAUUCAAUUUGUUUAUAAAUUUUACAUCAGUUGUUAUGUGUUCUAAUAAUAUUUAUUUAUCAAUCUGAUGAUAUAAUAAUUUUGACUGGAUCCCCAACUAAUUAUCAUAAUUGCAAGCUAAUUACACAUCUUGGGGAGGUCACCACUGUGGGGCCCCGUAGGGUAAAUCUUUUUUUGGAAUUAUUCUCCUCCUCGCACUGUUUCGGGUCCCAUAUAAGAAAGGUUUGGGUGCGGGGCCCUUUAAGACCCUCCAAUAUCUCGAUCGCGUCGGUAUCCCGUUCUCUUCGGCGAAGACAGCACGCUACAUGCCGGCAGUCGCCUUGAGACGCCGCCGUUGCGCGCAAGAUCGCUGAAGUGGGAUCCUAAUUCCUCUUGAUUUCUCUACAGCGCUCGGAGUUGGUAGAAAGAUGCGGUCUUGAUGGGUAUUCUGCAGCUUUUCUGACAUCGCCUGCAUAUUCCUCGUGGAAUCGAAAGGUUCACUCAAUUUCCUUGAUAUAACUCGUAUCCAGUUGCUGGUUUGUAGAAGUUGAUUUGUGCUUAGUGUUCGUACUUUAUUUUUGUCACAGAGUGCUGGGUAUUUAAUACUACAUAUCCUUGCCAAUGACUGAAGAGGCAACAGAGAAGGUUACUGUCUCCAUAACCCCUGAGAUAUUCAAACCUAAAAGUUCUGUAAGGAGAUUAUCAAUGGGGAAAACAAAAACAAGAACUUCACCAUGUUCUCCAGAAAGUGAGGAAAAGCCUGUUCCCCAUUACCUUAGAACUUCUACAGGUUCUUGCCAUGACUUCUGCAAGUAUGGAAUAAAGCAUGAUCUUGAAGCUAAGAAAAGGCGGCCUGCUCGUCAAAUAUUCUUAGCCAAUAAAGAGAUGCCUGAUGAUGAGAAUAAUCAAGUGAAUGCUGCGGCUCAGCAAGACAGGAGAAAGAAAGUAAGCCAUAAGAUAGUGGUUUCUCAGGAAAAAGAACAACGCACUAAAAAAUCUGAGGUAAUUAAACAGAAUGACCUGCCACCUGAGAAGAUAAUUCAGCUUUGUGACUCACUUACAAAUUUGGCAGAAGGAUCAGCUGAAAAGUAUUCAAAUAUGAAGUUUAGUUUCCCUUCAACUGACCAGAUGAUUGAUUCAUUUCUUGGGCAUUCACCUGCAAAUCAAUCUGAUAAUUCAACAGAGGAAUCAACAAACAUCAAGCUAAUGACCCUGUCAUCCGUCUCAACAAUCAAUGAAUUUGAUGAGCAUAAACCAACUAAAUCGUCUGAAGUAUUGUCUGAGAAGACUGUAAGCAUCAAGCUUGAUCAGACAGCAACUCAGAAUGGUGAUGACUCUACUGAGCUUGCACCGAUAGAAGGAUCAUCUGCAGAACCUGUUAUGGUAAAGCAUAUGGUUACAGCAUCAACCCAACAUAUCAGGGAUUCAGCCCUGCAUACAACUGUGAUGGAAGACACUGAAUUUGCUGAGCAUGUAACAACCAGUAGGCCAGACGCAUCACCAGAUAAAUCUACAGAAUUACCCAGAUCAUCCAAUUUACCCCCAAACAUGAAACCUAAGAAAUACAAGGAUGUAUCAUCUGCUUGGAACGGACUUGCCAAUGGUGCAGCAGGAUGUACUGGGGAAGAUUCAACCAUGAAACGGAAAGCAACAUUAUCCACUGUACCUGCUACAGGCUCACCUCUAUAUCAGGAGGAAGAAUUAUCUAACCAAGGAAAACAGGUAAUUAGUUCUAGUGUAGGUUCCGAAGCAAGCAGAGAUGUGAACAAGCUCAAGAGAGGAAACAAAAUUAUUGGUAUCUCUCACCGACCUAAAGUCAUCAGACAAGGAAAGAUUGAUCUAUCUGGGGUACCAAAUGGCAAGACUGCACCAAAUGUAUGGAAAACAGUAUCUUCUGUCAAGCCAGAGGCUGAACAGAGGAUCAUAUCUGUAACACCUAGAGUAGUCAAGGAAAAAGCUUUAUCAGCUAGUAAGAAUGUCGAUGCAUCUCCUGAACGUGCAACCUCCAUGAGAAUCAAGAAUCUAUCAUUUAAAACUAUAUCCCGAUUGACUUCUUCAGGGGGACUAGCUCGAAGGAACAACGAGAGAAUAAUCAAGUUUUCAAGUCAAUCAGACAGAAAAGAGAAAGUACUGGAACCAUCAUUAUCCUCUCCGUCCAUGAAACCUCAUACUAGUAGAGUCUCAACCACAAAGCCAAGGAUGUAUAGGAAUGUGGGCACUGCCUCCCAAGUGAAAAAUCAAACACGAGCUGGAAAGUUGGGAAUGAAGAAAGAGACUUUGAAUGUCCGUGAGGCAACACCGGAGAAAAUAAAUCUCAAAACUAUGAAGCAAGAUCUGAGGAAGAACAAAUCACAUCCAUCAGAUGAGAAAGAUCUUGACUCUGGUUCUAAACUUGGUGAAGUUUUACGAGAAGCGGUAACGCAGAGAUUUCCCACUGUUAUUUCAAAGGGUGAAAUUCAGAGGAAACAUAGAAGAACUGCAAGUGUUCACUCGGAAGAUAAAAUUUCCGCAUCCCACAAAUUAAAAUUCAACAGAGGUAAGGUAGUCAGCCUGCAACAUGAGAGCAAUGCUCCAAGAAUACUCAGAUUCAGGCGGGCUAGAACAGCAAAUAACAUCCAAAAUGCUAAAGGAGAUGUAUACACAAAAGGCUACAAAAGCAAGACAGGGCCAAGUGGUGCAGACUCAAAUUCUCCUAUGUCAAAAGCACCUACUGUUGUUUUAAGACAUCAAGAUGCGCAGGAAAAGAAGGAUACCCAAGGUUUGUUAAACCAGGUGAUUGAGGAAACUGCUAGUAAACUUGUGGAGACCAGGAAGAGCAAGGUGAAGGCCCUGGUUGGUGCUUUUGAAACCGUCAUUUCUCUCCAAGACAGCAAAGCAGCUCCCCAUGCUGUUCCAUGAAUACGUUCUGUUGCUUUGUCUUAAGGAUCGGUUCCCAUAUAAUAGUUUCUUCUGUGGCAUCGGAUAUUUUUGGGGAUUGGAUUGCACAAAUACCACGCCAACAUAUUGAAAGGUUUUCUAAUUUCAACGUGAACAAAGUUGAGUAUGAGAUUGAAAGGGUAACAUCUUUGCAGGGAUUGUUUUGUGAUGCUGUAUUGUUCAUAGUGAUUUUGUCUCUUAUUUCCCUACUCGGGGAAUAUAUGUUUUUUUUUCUUUUCCAUACUCUGUCAUAAGCUUUGUUAAUGAUACGCACAUUUUGGAGUGGUUGAACAAUAAAUACAUUGUGUAUUCUUUUGUUCA
This is a messenger RNA of Musa acuminata AAA Group (dessert banana), 4293 nucleotides long. RefSeq lists its product as uncharacterized. The coding region runs from base 1678 to 3954 and encodes 758 amino acids. Gene Ontology annotation, molecular function: calmodulin binding. NCBI's taxonomy places the organism in Eukaryota, Viridiplantae, Streptophyta, Magnoliopsida, Zingiberales, Musaceae. The record is from RefSeq and is a predicted model, not a curated record. The transcript is spliced from 2 exons.